Elgaria multicarinata webbii is the source of this 948-nucleotide messenger RNA. RefSeq names its product mono-ADP ribosylhydrolase 1 (gene MACROD1). The transcript has 11 exons. Lineage: Eukaryota; Metazoa; Chordata; Lepidosauria; Squamata; Anguidae. The record is from RefSeq and is a predicted model, not a curated record. Gene Ontology annotation, biological process: peptidyl-glutamate ADP-deribosylation; purine nucleoside metabolic process; DNA damage response. Gene Ontology annotation, molecular function: ADP-ribosylglutamate-[protein] hydrolase activity. Gene Ontology annotation, cellular component: nucleoplasm. The coding region runs from base 53 to 787 and encodes 244 amino acids.
CUGGGUGUUGACCAAGGGCAUCCGCAGCUGGGCCGCGGCUCCUGCAUUGGCUAUGGCGGCCAAGGUGGAUUUGACCACAUCCACCGACUGGAAGGAGGCUAAAUCAUUUCUGAAAGGCUUGAAUAACAAGAAGAGGCGAGAGCAUUAUUUCACCAGGGAUUUUAUCAAGCUGAAACAAAUACCGACGUGGAAAGAAAUGGCCAAAAGUGCCCGGAUCAAGCAGCCCGAAGAGACUGUUUUCCCCAAAGAUAAUCAUCUGAAUGACAAGAUCUCUCUCUUCCGUGGCGAUAUCACCAAAGUGGAAGUGGAUGCAGUUGUCAACGCCGCUAAUAGUUCCCUGCUGGGCGGCGGUGGCGUGGACGGGUGCAUCCAUCGUGCCGCGGGUCCGCUGCUCAAAGAGGAGUGCCGGGCGCUAAACGGCUGCGAGACGGGCAAAGCCAAAAUCAGCUGUGGGUACCGCCUCCCAGCCAAAUUUGUCAUUCACACCGUGGGACCCAUCGCUCAGGGCGAACCCAGCGCUGCACAGGAGGCCGAACUCAGCAACUGCUACAAAAACAGUCUGAAACUCGCCGCGGAGAACAAGCUACGGACGGUGGCCUUCCCCUGCAUUUCCACAGGCGUAUUUGGCUACCCAAAUGAUGCCGCCGCUGAGCUGGUGCUCAACACGCUGCACACGUGGCUAGAAGAAAAUAAGGAUAAGGUGGACCGACUCAUUAUCUGUGUCUUCCUGGAGAAGGACGACGAGAUCUACAAGGAGAAGCUGCCCCGGUUCUUCCCCGUGGCUUGACUCGCCCUUCUCGGGCUCUGAAAAGGGGAUGCCUGCGGGGGGGCCCUGCCCUCGCGUCUCUGAGCUUGCUUGGCGCUGACCAUCCCACCCCUGCAAAAAACAAGAGACCAGAGAACACGGUGUGCGUUCGGAGGAGGAGGAGGAGGCAGAAGAGGAGCUGG